Messenger RNA from Fusarium subglutinans, 495 nucleotides. Its product is annotated as serine protease precursor. Gene Ontology annotation, molecular function: serine-type endopeptidase activity. Lineage: Eukaryota; Fungi; Ascomycota; Sordariomycetes; Hypocreales; Nectriaceae. Gene Ontology annotation, biological process: proteolysis. The record is from RefSeq and is a predicted model, not a curated record. The transcript is spliced from 3 exons. The coding region runs from base 1 to 495 and encodes 164 amino acids.
AUGCCAAUCAACGGUCAUGGGACUCGUAUUGCGGGCACCAUUGGGUCUAAAACGUAUGGUGUCGCAAAGAAGACACAGGUCUUCGCUGUCAAGGUCCUAAAUGAGUAUACAGCGGGUCAGACAUCGGGAAUUCUCGCAGGGAUGGACCCCAUCGUUGAGGAUGCUGCUACUCGAAAGUGUCCCAAGGGUAUUGUGGUCAACAUGUCUUUUAGUGCUGCUUCUUCUGCUGCCAUCAAUACAGCAGCUAUAUAUAUCGUGAAAUUGGUUGUUCUCUCGCUGCGGCGUGUCGCCGUGGACGCGUUUGCCCUUGGCACUGGUAUCAAGAGUACCUGGAUCAAGGGAGGUGUCAAGGUCGAGUCAUGCACAUCAAUGGCAACAUCACACGUUACUGGCUUCGCGGCAUAUCUUUUGGGCCUCAAAGAUAUCAAGGCAUCAGAAUUAUGCAACCUUAUUGCAUCCAUGUCUCUGAAAGACGUCAUCAAGGGUAUUUCCUGA